CAAGUUGGUUUGGCAAAUGGCAAUGACGUUUGCGAAUUGUGAGUUGUGGCUUGUGACAGCGGGAAAUAUUAAAAAAUGAAUGCAUAGAAUCUGUAGAUAAAAUAUUUAAUUAUUGUUCUUUUGUGUUCUUCGUUGGGCCUGCGACAUAUCAUUACAUCAUUCUAAAGAGCUUACUGAACGACUUAUCGCGUUUGUCAAAAUUUGAUUUGUUUUUAGUUUCUCCCAACCUACGAAUCAAAAUUAAUUCGAGGCUCCCAACAUAGCAAGUGCCGAAAUUUGUUUUUAUUACUAAUUUGAAACUGCACUGUAUAUCUAUCUAUCAUUAAUUUUAGAAUAUUUGCGGGCAGUUAAUAUCUCCUGUUGUAUAAAUUCUUGUAAAAUGAGUCUAGAAUCCAUAAGGUACAAACGCGGAAGUUUAGAGGUGUUAGAUCAAUUGCUUCUUCCUUUACAAACGAAGUAUAUUAAAAUUGAAGGUGUGGAAGAUGGGUGGAAGGUUAUAAAUAAAAUGCAGGUGCGAGGCGCCCCUGCUAUAGCUAUUAUAGGCUGCUUAUCUCUUGCUAUAGAGCUGCUCAAUGAUAACAGCUCAGACAAGAAAGUUAUGAGACAAGAGAUAGAAGGCAAACUGAAUUAUUUGGUGUCAGCGAGACCAACAGCUGUGAACAUAAAAUUAGCAGCCGAUGAUCUUAUUAAUUUGGCCAAUUCUCUGAGCGCUGAUGAAUCUGUAUCACCUGAGGAAUUUAAAGAGAGAUUCAUAGCAAGCAUCGAGGGAAUGCUGGCAAAGGAUAUAGAGGACAACAAGGCGAUAGGCAGAUAUGGUUGCGAGGCUAUACUGAAGAGUCUGGAGGGAGAUGGGCUCGUGAGGGUGUUGACCCAUUGCAAUACUGGCUCACUGGCUACAGCGGAGUACGGGACUGCGUUGGGUGUUAUACGAUCAUUGCAUGCAGCUAAACGAUUGGAACACGUAUACUGCACGGAAACAAGACCAUACAACCAAGGUGCGAGGCUGACUGCUUACGAGCUGGUCCAUGAGAAGAUACCAGCUACCCUCAUUGUGGACAGCAUGGUGGCCGCGUUAAUGCAUGUCAGGAAUAUUGGAGCGGUUGUCGUUGGUGCUGAUAGGGUGGCCGCCAAUGGGGAUACAGCCAAUAAAAUAGGAACAUACCAAAUAGCUAUAGUUGCGAAAUACCACAAUGUGCCUUUCUAUGUGGCCGCUCCAUUCACAUCCAUAGAUAUGAACAUUUCGUCUGGAGAACGGAUUAAGAUUGAGGAGAGGCCGGAGAAUGAAAUGACGCAUAUUGGUGAUAGGAGGAUUGCAGCACCAGGUAUCAACUGCUGGAAUCCAUCUUUCGACAUAACACCAGCUUCUCUGAUCACUGGAAUUAUAACGGAAAAAGGUGUUUUUCUUCCAGAGACCCUGAAGACAUUAUUUGCUCAAUAAUCCUUAUUAUUUCAUAAUUAUUUAAACAAAAAACUGAUAAACUAUAAGUUCCUCAUAAAAUGAAUGUAAACAUAAGAAAAAUUGUAUUUAUAAGGCUUUUAUAACUUUUUUAUGAAUGUAAGUGCUAAAAUGUCGAGUUUUGUUUUAAUGAUAUUAUUAUUGAUUUAUGCAUAAAUGCAUGCAUCUGCCAAAUUUAAAACAUAUAAUGUUAUUCGUGUAUAUAUUUUUGUGUAAAAAAUAAAUUUAGCA
Messenger RNA from Zerene cesonia (dogface butterfly), 1687 nucleotides. RefSeq names its product methylthioribose-1-phosphate isomerase. Bases 380 to 1438 code for a protein of 352 amino acids. Gene Ontology annotation, molecular function: S-methyl-5-thioribose-1-phosphate isomerase activity. The record is from RefSeq and is a predicted model, not a curated record. The transcript has 7 exons. Lineage: Eukaryota; Metazoa; Arthropoda; Insecta; Lepidoptera; Pieridae.